Scleropages formosus (Asian bonytongue) is the source of this 9310-nucleotide messenger RNA. RefSeq names its product bridge-like lipid transfer protein family member 3A (gene bltp3a). The coding region runs from base 214 to 4308 and encodes 1364 amino acids. NCBI's taxonomy places the organism in Eukaryota, Metazoa, Chordata, Actinopteri, Osteoglossiformes, Osteoglossidae. The transcript is spliced from 21 exons. The record is from RefSeq and is a predicted model, not a curated record.
UCAUGUACAGCCCACGGUCGCAGCCGCAGUCUUAGUCGCUGUGUUUUGUGGGACAGUGGAGGACUGUGUGUGUCAGCCGCCGGGUCGCUAAUACUCUGCGCUCGGGCUUUUUGAAGAUGCUGGUCGUCGAGGGAGAUGUGGGGGAUGUGGUGAGAGCAAGAGGACGCCCUUAGGAAAGCCCUUCCUUCGGCUCCCGGACCCGAGCACUCGGCCAUGGCGGGGCUCAUCAAGAAACAGAUCCUGAAGCAUUUGUCCAGGUUCACCAAGAACCUGUCCCCGGACAAGAUCAAUCUGAGCACGCUCAAGGGCGAGGGGCAGCUGUCGAACCUGGAGCUGGAUGAGGAGGUGCUGCAGAACAUGCUGGAUUUGCCCACCUGGCUGGCCGUCACACGUGUCUACUGCAACAAGGCUGCCAUCCGGAUACAAUGGACGAAGCUGAAGACUAACCCCAUCUGCCUGUUCCUGGAUAAGGUGGAGGUAGAGAUGAGAACCUGCGAGGAGCCACGUCCCCCCAAUGGCCCUUCUCCCAUUGCCAUCACUGCUGGUCAAAGUGAGUAUGGCUUCGCGGAGAAGGUGGUGGAAGGCAUGUCCGUGGUCAUCAACUCCAUCGCCAUCAGGGUGCAGGCGCGUGCCUUCCGUGCCUCCUUCGAGCUCUGGCAGCUGCAGGGCACCAGCCUCAACCCCAAGUGGCAGCGCAGCGACCUCCGCUACACCCGCAUCACGGACCCGAAGAGGGGGGAGGUCCUGACUUUCAAGGAGAUCAACUGGCAGAGCCUGCGUAUUGAGGCGGACGCCAUGGAGGGCGAGGAGCAGGACCUGGGAAGCACGCCGCUGCGCCUCAUCACCAACCAGGGCCGCAUCCGCAUCGCACUCAAGCGCAGGGUGAAGGACUGCAACGUGCUGGCCUCGAAGCUCCUCUUCAUCCUGGACGACCUGCUCUGGGUGCUGACCGACUCGCAGCUCAAGGCUGUCAUUCACUACGCCAAGUCCCUGAGCGAGGCCAUGGAGCGCUCGGCCCAGCAGAGAAAGAGCAUGGCCGGCGAGUCCCUGCAGACCGCACCCCCCUCCCCUGGUGCGCACACCCUGUGGAGUGAGCCGGCACCCUCUCCCAGCGGAGUUCCCAGCAAUCUCAGCCAGUACUUUGAGCUCCAUGAUGUGAAGGAGUCCUCUUACCACACCUUCAUCUCCCGCCUGGACCUGCACAUCUGCAACGACAGCUCCUCGCAGGACCCAGAUGAGCCUCAGCCCCGGGGGGCCCAGGGGGCCAUGCAGCUGACCUUCCGCAAGCUGGGCUUCGACUACUACCCGUUCCACCGGCCUGGUGACGGCUGUCGACACUGGGAGCGCUACUGCAGCGCUAUGGAGUCUCAUGCCCAGUGGGCCGAGAAGCUUCUGCAGGACUUCCGGCGGCAGGAGGAGGGGUCCGGUUUACCGGGGCCACACGCAGAGACGCCCUCCAGAAGGACUCAAGGAGACGGAGACGCCAGCCCUAAGUCGAGCCCCCCCGAGCGAGGACAGGGCUCCCGCCGUAGCUCGGCGGCCCCGGGGCCCGGAGCGGGGCGGUCCCCCUGCAAGAGGCUGCGCUCCAGCUGCGUGGUGGUGCGGGUGGACGACCUGGACAUCCAUCAGGUGUCCACUGGGGGGCGCCACAGCAAGAAGACGCAGUCCCUGCUGUCGUGCAACCGCAAAGCCCUCCACGCGGGGGACGGGGUCCCCGCCAUCCACGGGCAGUUCACCGAGUACUACUUCCCCGACAACCCCGGACUGCCCGUGCCGUGCUCCAACCUGUACGCCCAGCUGAGCGGUCUGCAGCUAUAUCUGGACCCGGCCAGCGUGCUGUGGGUGAGCCUGUUCUGCCGGGGUCUGCUGCGCACGCUGGACCAGGUCAAGGCCUUCUACCACCUGCAGGACCGUGGUAAGGGCGAGGAGCACGUGGACACCCGGCUGGACGCCACGCAACUAAGGCUGGUCAUCCCCUUGGAGUCUUCCAUCCUGGACCACCCCGACCGCCCGCAGUCCCUCAGCAUUACCGUUCCCCAGGCAGUCCUUAGCAACACGCGCCACUGCCCCCACAGCUCCCGGGCCAACCUCCAUGCCACCUGCAGCACCUUCUCUGCCUGCCCCUUCUUGCAGCCCCCGCCACCGUGGGCCUUCCCUCGCGACCAGAGCACCUUUCACCCUCUGCCUCGCGCUUUCCUUCACCACGCUUCCGAACUGGAUCCUCCGCCCCCAGACAGGCGGUCACCGCGCUCCCGGGACGUCUGGGCAGUUAGCCUGUCCCGCCUAGCUCUCAGCUUUGAGGGGGCCCGUCGGGGCCCCAAGGGGAAGCCCCAGCCUUUCGUGGAGCCCUUUGCCUUGUCCGUCUGGAUGUGUCACCCUGCCGCUUUUGAGCUCAAGCCCUUGGCAACUUGGGGCGACCGCAUGGACUCCUCCUCAGAGACCCUGGGGAACUGCCUCAGAUGUAGCCCUGGCCACCAGGUGGAUGAGUCGCGCGGCAGGGAGGCGGCUCCUCUGGCCUCCGUCCACAUCCUGGCCCAGUCCAUGUCUCCCGUCAAGAUGUGGCUCAACCACUACCAGUACUUGGCGAUGCUGCGUAUGAAGGACAUGCUCGCCGGCUUGGCGGCGGAGAUGUCUCGAGGCGCCCAGCAAGCCGGAGAAGAGGAGGCGGACCUGCCCACCGCAUGCGCGGUGCUUCUGAUGGACAGCGUGGAAGCAGGGCUGCUCCUCCCUCCGGUUGUAGGUGAGCCGGAAGCGGGGGUUCGCUCCCCGGAGGAGACGGACAGCCCGAGCCUAACGGACUCGGACCUCUCACCCGCUAGAGUAGCCCAGCCGGGCUUGCUGGAGGACAGCGGCAUCGGGAGCGGCUCCGGAGCACCGGAGAGGGAACCUGAGGGUGUGGUGGAGGAGGCUUGUGAGGCUGUAGAGGAGGCUGAUGAGGUAAAUGAAGUAGUUCAGGAGGAACAGGCUCGAGGCGUCUCCCCUCCCCUCUCCCCCGGUCACCAGCAACCACUGUCCAGGGAGGCGUCCUCCUUCAGCCUCGAGGGCGAGCUGUCCAGCGCGCUGAGCGCCACCAAGGAUGCCACCAAGGAUGCCCUGAGCGCCUCUCUGGACCUCACCAAGGGAGCUUUCUCCAUCACCAAGGAUGCCCUCAGCCUUUUGAGCCGUGGAUCAGCCAUGAGCAAGCUUUUCACACCUCAGGCCAGGGACCAGGCGCAGUGGCACGAGGAGGCAGCAGCCCCCGCACCGGGGGGCCUGCGACCAACGCCUGUCAGGCAGUCGCCAUCCCAGCACUCCUUUGACAGCGCCAUCCUGGACGGCAGUCUGCCCGAUGACGGGCUCUCGUUGGACAGCGACACCAGCGAGAACUUUGCCAUCCUCGCAGAUUCCGAGUCCGGGCUGGAGUCCAUGCGACCCGAUGGCAUCCCCUGCGUGCCCGCCGACGUCACGAGCCGAGGCAGCCCCGCUCCCGGGACCGAGGGGGGGUCGUCAGCUGACCUGAGCAGUUCCCUUUCCCAGAGCACGGACGACAUCGCCCAGGAUAUGGCCUCCGUGUUGCUGCUGCAGCUCAGUUCCCUGGGCUCUGUGCUCGACAUGAAGGGGGAGGACCAGGUGCUCGCUCUCGAAGCCCAAAGCCUGACCACCAAGCAGUUGGGCAACCAGAGGGUUUCCGAGCUGCUGGGCGCUAAUGCCCUCCAGUGGGCACCAGCCCCCUCCCCGCGGCGCUGUGGUGGGCCUCCCAUGGUGCGCAUGCGACUGGAGAUGGGUCCCUGUGCGGGUCGUCACUCGCCGCUGGCGGAAUCGGCCGGCUUCUUGGAGAUGAGCGUGGCGGGCUGCCGGGCCGAACUCCUGGCCUCCACCUUGACCACCAUCGGCCCUUUCCUGGAAGACGAGCUGAGUGCCGACGUGCAGCCGCUACGACUCCACUUGGAUGCCACGACCAUCACGCUCAAGGACGAUGGGCCGCCAGUAUAUCCCACCGCCCCGAAACCAGUGCCAACUGUGUUCAGCUUGGAUCGGUUGGUCUUGGAGCGCACCGAUGAUGGCAUCUUCCGGCUCAGAGCCAAGGAGAGUGACGCGGCAAAGGCCGCUACCGUAACGGCGGGCCGCGAUGCCGUGGGCAGGACAGAAGCAUGCUGGGAGCACUCUGACUGCUCUCCAUCUGUCCCCCAGCAAGAGGACAACGGGGUGCGAAGCCCAUCUCUGGAAUCCCAGCUGAACGAGGUCCAGGAGGCCCUCGCCCACGCCAUCUCCGACCGAGAGCGCCUCCUGCAGGAGCUCCACAAGUACGACCCACUGUUCAACCUCUGACCUUCUGCAUCUCCAGCCCAGCGGAAGGUGCUGCUCCUCAUCAUUGCUGCGGAUACUGAAGGCCGGGGGAGGGAGGGGGUCGGGCAGGGGACGACGUGUCGGACGCAGCUCCGCCUGCAUGGGAGAAGGAGGGUGGAGCUGGAGGAGUCGCUCUGAAGGAGACGAAGACUUUUGGGGAAAUCGGCCGGCUCUCCUGACUCAAGAGCCCAUGGAGGACUUUGUGAAUCUCUGCUGUUUUGCUCAUGAGCACAAGGGCCUGCGGCCACCCGGUGCUGCAGUCUGCAUUACCUUUUAUAACCCGAAGCACUGGAGAGCGAAUAGCUGUCUCCCUCAAGGACACACGGAUCGGUUUCGCUUGCCGUCUCCUCAUGCUCCUUUCUUCAUGCUCCAAUAAUUUAUUUACCUUGUUUUUGGUUGCAUGCCCUCAAGUAGCCGUAUUUUCGCGAGUUUUGGUGUCUGUGUUAACUGUACAAAUGGCGUUAUUCCUUUGUGGUGACUCCUCACCUCUCUAACACACACACACACACACGCAAAAAGCUCUCCUUUCCACUGCCAGGACAUUGUCCCGUUUUUUCCGACUCCGUUAUUUAAGUCCGUCUCCGACUCCUGCACCGUCCCCCAUGAGCAGCUUCCCUUCCCCGAGAAGCGGAUGAGGAGUGUAGGAGUGCGAGUUGACGCUAGCCGACACGUAUAGUCAGAAGAAGCUCUUGCGGCAGUUCCUGUUUAUAGACGUACAGAAGUGUUUUGUGUAUAAAGGUUUUCUGUGUGGCUGCUGAUCACAGUACGGUGCAAUGCACGGUACGAGCGUUUAUGGGGUUUUUAAAUUAUUAUUAUUAUUUUAUUUUAUUUUUUUGAGAAGGGGAAGAUGAGCACUUUGAAGUGAUGCGAUGACCCGUUCCUUUACUGGCUGUUCACCUGUAUGAAAUAUUCAUGAAGUCUCCUUUACUUGAAAUGGAUUUGCUCCUUUUGGGCCGUGCAUGGAAAUGUUCACAGUUCGGAGUUAAGGGAUGUAUUUCCCAGGAUGCGUUUGGCCUGUCCUUCAGGGAGGCCUGUCAAGGAGUGCGGUUCUGUGGAGUAAAGGUUGAAGGUGCGACGUCUGGGGUCCGGCGGAGCGGAUCUGUCUUGGGUGUGACAUUUCCUGUAGUUGUCAUAGGGAUGAGGCCGAUGUCCUGUCUGCGGUGCCGGUUGUGACACCCUGACCGCGUCCUGCUUUAGGUACCCUGGACCGACCUGGCCUCGCUAAGGGGGGUGGGGGGGAGGGAUUCCAUGCCCCCUGUUCGACCUUGGAUGGAGUCAUCUGGUUCGGACAGACGGCGACGGGGAGGAGUGGGUCUGCCUUCAUUGCCAAAACCUUCAGUGUUUUUAAGGAGCAACAGACCGUUGGUCAACUACAGAUCUCUGGAUUGCUUCCCCCUCCCACCACCCCAGAUUAAAUGUUUGUUCCGCCUUGUGACUUUGUCGUCGUCGUCGAAAGGCCUGAUCCUCCUCUCCGGAUCCUCUACAUGCCAAAGCACACAGACGCACGUACACAAGCUCAUAUAUUGUGGUGCAAACCGAUUCUAGCACUUUGGGUAAUGCUGCAUUUCAGGGUUUAAUUAGAAUUUGUUCUUUCAAAUUAAUGGCUGUCAAAUUGGAGAUGAGUUUAGUUAAUGCCAAUUGGUUUCUGUUAUGUUUUAUUGUAUUUUUUUGUUGUUUUUAAGGCAAGCUGGAGCUGGUGUCUUGGUCCUGAUAAAGAGGUGUAAUUACGGCGUUUUCUGGGUGUAGUUUUAGGUGGCACAUUAAGUUAUUGCUGGCUGGUUGUACCGUGAGCAGUUUUUCAGUUUUUGUCUACUUUAUCUACUUGUCAUAUUUAAUAUACAUGGAGGAAAAUGCAUGGGAGGUUUCUCCUUUGGAUGAAGAUUUCUCUGUGGAUGGAACUUGAGGGGCUCUGAGGCAAAGGGACGUUGGCGGCCUCUGGUGGCCAGACGGGGUCAGUGCGGCACGUCAGCCAUGGGGGGGGCAGCUUAAUCUUCCUUGGACUGUGUGGUGGUUCACGAGAACUUUAUUGUUCAGAACCGGAAUCGGAUCAGAAUCAGAGUGAGUUUUAUUGGCCAAGUGUGCUGAUGCACACAAGGAAUUUGCUGUGGUUCUAGGUGCCUCCAGUAUUUACAAACAGGUGACACAGAAUUGCGGAAUAAUUACGUAUUUACAGAAUGUACAAACACGAGAGUAUAAAUAGUAGUAUAAAUAUUGAAAUAAAUAAGAAUUAAAUUACAAAAAGUGGUUGGAUAUCAUUGCACUGACAGGAGUCCUAUAGGGAAGUGUUAACUGUUCAUGAGAGUGAUGGCCUGAGGGGAAAAACUGUUCUUGUAUCCGGUCGUUCUGGUGGACAGAGCUCUGUAGCGCCUGCCACGGGGGAGAAGUGUAAGGAGUUUGUGCCCGGGGUGUGUGGGAUCAGUGAUGAUUUUGCUCGCCCGCUUCCACAUUUUGGAUUUGUACAGGACCUGAAGGGUAGGCAGGGGUGCACUAAUGACCCCGUCAGCCGUCUUGACUGUCAUUGUAGCCCGUUUCCCUGAUUGUUCCCGUGUGUGUGUGUGUGUGUGUGUGUGUGUGUGUGUUGGCACAUCUGGAGCUGUGUGUCUAAUGUUACAGACAGGAAAAAAAACACUAAACCAAGGACAUGUGGUAUGAGUUGAAUGUAGUCAGUGCUGCACAUGCUUGAGACUGGACAGUGAAUGUGGACAUAAGUCAGGGCUUCCCCUAGUGGACACCCUUGGUCACAAGCUGUUUUUUUUCUUUUCCCCCAUUUCAAAAGUGGACUGAGGCAUGGGAAGUUUCUCUGGUCCCAUGAUGUACGCAGCUGGGAAAGCUGGAGAUGUGUCCAUACAUACAUGAACUUAAUAAUGACGCUCACUUCAUUGGACGUGUUACUUCACGUGUGACAAUGAUUCGUGUUGGACCUGAAUCGAGGGGCCUCCUCCUGUCGUUUGCUCCGUUUUGGGAUGUGAGUUGGCGCCAUUUUAGGGUUUAACGGCUUCUUUUGGAUAGCGGCCCUCCGCUUUGUUAGAAUUUUUCAGCCUCAGUUGAGGCCCCUAAGAGCUGGGGGGUCUUCCUCGCCCUGACACUCUGAUUGGGACGCCCCUCGCCUGCAGGGUUUCCAUGACGACGUGCCCUGCAGGGAUGCUCUCUUCGCUCCACCCCCAGUUUUUAACUGCUUUUGACCAACGUUUGUUGUUGCAUUUUUGUCAGUGUUGUGCAACACAGGGGACUGGCACAGCCAGCCUGUUCAGAGGAAGAACAGGUUGGGCAACAUAGUAACUGAGGUGUGGGAUCGUUGUACUAAUUAUAGUCAGUUUUCAACAUUUUUAGAUGGGAAAGAAAAUAACCUCCAUGGACCUGUGUCUUAAGAAAGCAGAUUGAGAGUUUAGAAAUGUGUGUCACGGUGAUGAAGAGAACACAAUGUAGGAAUUCCUGGAAAAUGAACGAAUGUGUGACGUCUAAUAGACUUUCCUCUUUUGGAGGGUCAGGUUUGACCUCUGGACGCAGGCCUGACGAGAGCCAGAGUUUUUGUCCUUUUACUCGUUUCCUUUUGUUGAAAAGAAGAAUUUCAAUCAGAACUGAUUGAGACAUGUGAGAAUUAUGGUGUGACUCUGUUUCUCUUGUGUAUCCUUACUUUGAAAAUAUGGUACUAAUGUUUUUGUGCUCUCUUUUGGUCCUGGAGAUGUUAGUCGCUGUCAUUUUUUAGUUCUUUAUUUUGUUGCCACAAGCUCAUCUACAGAGACUGUAGACUUCAAAAUCAAUGUUGGCCUAAGUUACUGAGACUUGAGCAGUAUUCUUGAUGUAUUUCUCAAUAUACUUGAAGAAGUGAGUUUAUUAUCUGGUCAGGAAAAACCUUGUAACAGUGUUAUAUUUGAACUAAGUAAAAGAUACAGAGUUAACUUCCAGUUAUUAAAAUGGUUUCUUAAAGGUUUACUUAAUAUGGUCAUUUGUUAACACGGUCAUUCAGGAGCUAAGCAGCAGGAAGCAAUAAUAAGAUUACAGCAAAUUCACUGAAGAAUGAAAAUACAUUCCGAAUUCUAUUACUGUGUAUCUAUAUUGCCAUAUCAAUUUACAGUUAAAAAUGGGUGCAUUUAAACAAUUUACCUGGCUGUGCUGGACCUCAGAGUCAUCGUUCAGAUUGGGGUUCUGCCCUCUAAGUAUCUUAGAUGCAUCUAUUUGGGGUUCUGAUGACAUAGGAGGGUCUGUGCAAAUAUCUGGAAUUGUGACUUGAACUGGAACACGUGUCCUUGAAUGAUUUCUGCAGGGUCACUGUCUGCCUUUCACAAACACACCCCUAAUAAAUAUCUUCCUGUCCAUUUCAUCUCUGACAACCGAGACCUUCCACCGGUCCACCAUGUUCGACCAGACUGGACACCCCGGUUGUCAGGCCCUCUGUCCGUUCGCUGUUUUUCAGAGGUUUACAUCAUGCAGGACUUUGCUGCUAAGACAAGUUGCGGAAUCAAUCCAGUGUUUCUGGUGCAUUUAAGGAAAAACAAGGCCAUACGUAUCAACAAUGGCUCACAGAUGAAAUACAGAGUCUUCCUUAGUUGUGAAUGUUUUAGUUCUCCGUUAUGUCGCUGUAUUUAUUUAAAACUGCACUUACUUGUGACAAAACAUUACAGCAGUGUCCCUAAUGUACUCCUGGUGGGGGCAUUUCACUAAGGACACCUCCCUACGGUGGCUGACAUAAUCUGGAUUGUUCAAAGAGAAACUGAACUCAAACAUGUUUACAAAGUCAAGGCAAAACAUUUUGCUAAAGGUACAUAAGUUACUUGGUCAUUUGAAGGAAUCCCUAAUGUUUUCUAAGGUAUCUUUGGGCUGAUGGAACUGUAGCGGAGCCUUUUUGACAGUAUUCAAACUCGCUUGGAGCUUAAUGAGUGUUUUCGUUUGCAAUGUCAUCAUGCCAUUGAGUACAAACAACAACACUGGUUCUGUGAACCGAGUCUGUGUGAAAAACAUUUCCAGGUCAAACUAAUAAAACUGU